This is a messenger RNA of Cyclospora cayetanensis, 2202 nucleotides long. RefSeq lists its product as uncharacterized. Gene Ontology annotation, cellular component: nuclear membrane; cytoplasm. The record is from RefSeq and is a predicted model, not a curated record. Bases 1 to 2202 code for a protein of 733 amino acids. Lineage: Eukaryota; Apicomplexa; Conoidasida; Eucoccidiorida; Eimeriidae. The transcript is spliced from 15 exons. Gene Ontology annotation, biological process: protein import into nucleus.
AUGGAAGAAACUCAGCUUUUGUCGGCCUUGGCUUCCCUCUUCUCCCCCACAGAUCCCACGACUCAGAGACAGGCGGACGAGUGGUUAAGAGGGUGGCAGCAGUCUGUGGGAGCUUGGGAGGCUUCUCUGGAGCUUUUGGCCUUAAGGGAACCUCCCCUCAGUGACGAUGUGGUGUGCUUCGCGGCUCAGACACUGCGGACGAAGUGUUUGUUUGAUUUGUAUCAGCUGCCUCCAGAGGCUCCUGUUGCUCUCAUCUGCAGGAUUGCGGCAGCCCUUAAGCAGCACCAUGCGAACAGAGCUGCUGUCACGCAGCUGAGCUUGGCUCUGGCAGCUGUCUCUUUGUCACAGCAGCAAGACUCCCCCCUGGCGCUGCUGUUGCGAGCGUGUGGCUUGGACACGUUGCAGCCACAGCAGAACUCCGCAGAUGCUCGGCUGCUGCUCCUCCUUCUCACCCACUUGGGGGAAGAGGCGGCUUCCUCUGGCCUCAACCCCCCCCCUCCCGCAGUCUUUCUCUUGCUUUUUCUCUGCGUGUCACCCGUUCUUCAGGUUCUUCAGUUUGCUGUAUCCAUCCGCAAAAACGGAUGCAAAAGUCUGAGCCUCAGUGUGCUCGAAUCGACGUCUUCGGAUACUGCCGAGACAGCGGCAGCGGCUGCAUGCAUUGCCCAUCUCCUGAAGACUUGGGGCCGCUUCACGGGGGCUGCAUCAGCGACAACGGCAGCGGGGGAGGGAGUUUCUCCCUUGCUGCAGAUUGCAGUGAAGCAUUCAAUUGGUCCUUUGCAGCGCAUGCUGGCGACAUCAGCAGCAGUGACGGCGAACGGAGAGGGAAGGGGAGGUUCGGCAGCGGGAGCAGCCCCUUCUGCAGAUCCUGAGACUCUCGCCUAUGCAGUGCAUGCAGUUGCAGCGACGUGCCGGGUUGCAGUGCCCUUGCUGCUGCGACGAACGCAUGUCGAUGCUGAGUUGCAGCAGCUGCUAGAGACGCUUGCUGCCGCCGUUGCGCUCCCGCGGACGCUGGGCUUGCUGCAUUAUCGCCAGCAGUUUCCGCAGCAGCAGCAGCAACAGCAGCACCCCCAAGAUGAGGAUGAUCUGACCAGCGACUAUGAGGCGGCUGCCUUUCUCUCUGCGGAAGCCGUGCGGUUCUUCUGCCAUUUGCGCUACGACAUCGAGAAUGCAGAGAGACAGCAGCCGCAGCAAGAAGAGGAGGUGCAUCCUCAGAGCAAACAGGCCCUCAUCCAGGUGUAUAGACACCUGACCGACGAGAUUGUCAAGCAAAUGCAGCUGCCUUACGCACAGCUGUCGAAUGAGGAUAUUGAAGAGGUCUUUUGCUUUAGAGAGCAGCUUCUUUUGCUUCUGGAAGACGCUGCGGCUCUGCUGGGAGCAGAGGUCUCCUUAGGCGUGGCAGGCCGCAUUCAGCAGCUCUUACAGCAGCAUCAGCUGCAGCAACAGCAGCAGACAGCUGCUGCUGCGGGGGAGAGCUUCGAGAUGCAGUUGGAGUGUCUCUUGGUCGCACUGAACAACAUCUUUUCUUACAGCUCAUCGGCUGCUGCAGUAGAGGUGGUAUUGCCGUCGGCUGUCGCCGCUGUUCAGUCCGUGCUCACCUCCUCUCCCCCUCUGACACGUGCUGGAGUGGCAUGCCGUGUGGCAGCAGUCAAGUUCUUGCAAACAGCCCAAUCUUCGCUAGACACCGACCCCGGCUCCCUCCAGGCGGCAGUCGGUCUGCUCGCCAGUCAGGUGUCUGCUGCAGGGGCAGUCGCAGCAGGGGGGGGGGCAGCAGGGGAAUCUUUAGAAGCAGCAACAGCGAUUUUGCGGCACCGUGCUGCAGCAGCCCUGGAGGAUAUUUGCAGACAUUCAAAGUCUUGUGUGUCGCCUCAAACGAUUCAAGAUCUCGCUGCGCGUACGAUGGCGUAUUGGCUGGUGCUGGAAGCAGUCUGCUGCUUGGUGGCGCGAGAGGAAGAAGAUACAAGAAUGUUGUCGAUGAUGGAGGGUCUCUGCCGCCCCUGCAUUACCGCAGUGGAGGAGGUUUUGACUUCGGGUAGCGAAGCGCGUCAAGAUCUUUGCACGCGUUUGGAUUCGUUAGGAUACGGCGCAUGGCAUUCGAGAAAUUCCACAACGGCUAGCUGCCGUCCGCAGCUUUCUGUGCAACACGCUAUGGCCGCUGCUGCAGCGGCUGCUGCUCCAGCAGCAGCGCAAUGCCACGGUUGUUGA